This is a messenger RNA of Phragmites australis (common reed), 1753 nucleotides long. RefSeq lists its product as uncharacterized. Gene Ontology annotation, molecular function: 5'-deoxynucleotidase activity. The transcript has 8 exons. Bases 105 to 1364 code for a protein of 419 amino acids. The record is from RefSeq and is a predicted model, not a curated record. NCBI's taxonomy places the organism in Eukaryota, Viridiplantae, Streptophyta, Magnoliopsida, Poales, Poaceae. Gene Ontology annotation, cellular component: cytoplasm.
UUUGUGCAUUAAGUCCCAUCCUAUUAACCACACGACUUGUUUUUAGAAAAAAAAAAUUAUACCGAUCUCUGCAUAAGUUAUAAACUCAAUCAUCCAUUAACCACAUGCUGCACUUUCCGGUUGUGCGGCUGAUUGAUUCUCCACGCGCGCCCAAACUCGGCCGUUGUCCUACGAAUCCAUUGCUUGCGCUGUGCGCGUCGCUCCGCCGCCGGCACUGCGCCACGGCAGGACGCGCGGCCGAAGAGCCUCCCUCCAACUUCCGGAGGAGGUGUGCGGUGUCCUCAGCCGCACGGCAGCGCAAAAUCCCCCCGCGCGCCGUGAUACGGCACGCGCGCUUCACCCAAUCCAAUCCAAUCCAACGCGUCCCGCGCGCACGCGCGGGCCGUUCGCGGAGGCACGUUUGGGCUACCAUUUCGGACGGAAUUCUUGGCGAGACCGCCGUGCGCGGGCCCAAAACCAGGGGAAUCCGAUGUGAUCCGCGCUGCCGCGCGAGCUGGGCGGCCACCGGGAGCAGGCGGCCACGCGCUGGUUUCGCGGUCCUCGGCACGCGCACGACCACGGGACCGCCCCGGCAUCCGCGGACGCCGAGAUACCUGCCCACCGCUCCUCCGCCUGCUCCGCCUCGGCUAAUACCGAUGGGCGGUGGGAGCCGGGCCCUUCCCCUCUCCUCCCUCUGCGCCACCACCAAACCCCUGCUCCCCUUCCUCGCCCCCGCCCAUCGCAUCCUUCCCCUCCGCCUCGCCGCCGCCAUGUCGUCCUCGUCCUCCUCCACUACCCCAGCCGCCCCCGCUGCAUCGGGUGACGCCGCGGCCCCGGCACCCUCGGCGUCCAACGCCAUCAACUUCCUCACGCUCUGCUACCGCCUCAAGACGACCAAGCGAGCGGGGUGGGUGAGGCGCGGGGUGCAGGCACCUGAGUCGGUGGCCGACCACAUGUACCGGAUGGGCGUCAUGGCGCUUGUCGCAGCCGACCUCCCCGGCGUCGACCGCGACAGGUGUGUCAAGAUGGCGAUUGUGCAUGACAUCGCAGAAGCAAUCGUAGGCGAUAUCACCCCUUCAGAUGGUGUGCCCAAGGAAGAGAAGAGCCGCAGGGAGAAAGAAGCAUUGGACCGCAUGUGUGAAUUGCUAGGUGGAGGUUCAAGAGCACAAGAAAUUCGUGAACUUUGGAUGGAGUAUGAGGAGAAUGCCUCGUUGGAAGCAAAACUUGUCAAAGAUUUUGACAAGGUUGAGAUGAUACUUCAAGCACUGGAGUAUGAAAAGGAGCAAGGGCAGGACCUAGAAGAGUUCUUCCAAUCAACAGCAGGGAAAUUUCAGACAGACAUUGGAAAAGCAUGGGCAGGGGAGAUCGCAUCAAGAAGAAAGUGAAACAAACUGAUCAGAUGACAUCCGUUUGGUCUUUCUGUUUUCAAGAUAACUUGCCGGCACCGCAUUUCUGUUAAACUUCACCUUUACUAGAUGAUGCUUCAAGGCUUAGCACUGAAACACAUUGGGCUUGCCCUUGGGGAGUGAACUUCACUUUCACCACAUUUCUUGGCCCUGAGGCACAUUGGGCUCGCUACACCAAAGCUCCAGAUGGCCACCUCUUUUGGCUUGUAAUUGCCCGUAUCAAAAGUGUCAAGAGCUCGUAGCCGGAUCCAACAGGAAGUUUCAGCACCAGCUCCUGGUGAUGUAAAAUCAGUCGAGUCUUGAAUCACUGUACCAGCAUAGUUUCUCAUGGUAACCCAGUUUAAUCGUUUCAGCCGUUUUUUGUUAAA